AUGAGAUUUACCAGAGGAUUGAAAGCCUCUUCUUCUUUAAGAGCAAAGGCUAUUGGAAGAUUAGCUAAACUUUCAACGGGUGCGUUAAAUGAUCAAAACAACAAUGGCACAACAUUAGAUUUGAUAACUCAUACGCUGCCUAUUUUUUACUCCACGAACACGUCAAAGAUAUAUACUAUACCACUUACAUUGAGUGAAUGGGAAGUACUAACUUCACUUUGUACCGCAAUCCCUACUACACUCGAUCUGGUUGAAACAAUGCUUAAGGAAAUAAUUACGCCCUACUUUCUAGAAACUCCAAGACAAAGAAUUUCAGACGUUCUGUCCUCAAAAUUCAAAUUAAAGCAGAUGAGAAAUCCGAUUGAAUUGCUAACUUUCCAGUUGACCAAGUUUAUGAUUCAAGCUUGUGAACAGUAUCCCGUUCUUUAUGAAACUAUAGGCGAUAUUAUUUCAAUUUAUUUCGAGCGCGUAUUAAAGGUAUUCACUAUCAAGCAAUCUGGCUUACUAUCAUUAGUGGGCUUUAUUAAUGCAUUUAUCCGGUUUCCCAACUCUUCAGAGCUCACCAAAUUCACUUGGAAAAAGCUAGCGAAACUUGUGCUUCAUGGAUCAUUUCUGAACGAAGUUGACAAAAUUUUAAACUCCUCAGCAACUUUUACUAAUGAUUCAAUUGUCCAGUAUUACGAUGCUGGAAAUGAACUAUCCGGUGCUUACCUAUUGGAAUUAAUAUCCCGCUUGCAAGUUUCGCUAAUAUCUCACCUUUUACGUACUUCAAAUGUUAUUGCUAACUUGAGUGAGUUCCUACUAAGUCAACAGUAUCAAUUUUACAAAUUUGAUCAAGAACCAGCUGAUGUAAACGACGAUACGAAGUGUAUUGAUGAAUUUUUUUUUAACGUAAGAAGCAACAAACAGUUUUUUACAGACAUGUGUAAGCUUUCCCUGCAGUUUUGUUCCGAGUCUCAUAUUCUCGACUUAUCUACAGACAACCGCGCAAGGUUUUCUUUUGAUACUCGAGCCUACUACUUACAAACACUAUGUUUGAUUCCGUUUAUAGAAGAUACAGAAAGCGAGCUUUUUGAGAGUUUUACAAACGUUGUUUCUGAAUCUAUUGAUAAAUUUUUCUUAUCUGAUGUCGUUACACCAUCUUUGACAAAAGCGAUUGUGGCUUCUGCCUCAUUACUAAAUUUUUUUACGGAAAAAUUGUCAUUAACCCUGAUUCGUAUGUUUCCAUUGCUGGUGGCGUCUCCGCAUAUUACUACCGAAACAGUUAAUGACGUUGCAAAAAUAUUUACGACAGGGUUAUACCCUCUAAAUGAAGACGCAAUAGUAAGUACAAUUUAUUCAAUGAACAACUUAUUAGCUGUUUCUGAGGACGGAUCCCCCGUCCCGGUGCUUCGUGAACGCCAAUUAACAAUAACGUCUGGAAAAAAUAUUGAGAGAGACUACUUUCCCCCAAGAAAUUCAUCCUCUAGUCUGAAUGGUACUGGUGCUCUGUUUGGAAACACAACCGUGGGUCAACUUUGCUCCCAUGAUGUUAAUAGUGGAACUACUAUGACAUACCAUGCCUCUUUGAUUUCUAAUUGUGUAGCUGCAACAACUACAAUCGCCUCAUAUUAUAACACUCAAAGCAUAACAGCUUUGACUAUCUCUAUUCUUACGCAAAAAGUUAAUUCUAUGUCAAAGGAAUUCGAUAGUGUUAUUUUGGAUUCUUUGGCAAGGCUGGCCCCAAAUACUUCAUCGACAGAAUUUUCACUUUUGCUAAAAUUCUUCAAGUCAAGAACUGUUUUCGCAACCAAAAUUAAUGACAGUACCUUAUUGAAGGAUAUCAUUAAAGCGAAGUGUGUAAUAUCAAAGGAAUUGUUGGCCGGGCAUUUUUCAAGCGAUUUAUAUUUCAUGUACCUCCAUGAUCUAUUAGACUCGAUUAUUGCCAGUGGGGAAGUAGAACGAUUGGAACAUCAUAGACCUCAAACGGAGAUUUCUCGUGUUGCUGAUCAAAUUGCUACCUACCUAGAGCCCCUUGCCGCUCUACUACCUGUUCCAGGCGACACUCCCUUGGACAUCAAUAAGGACGAAGUCACUACAAACAAGUUUAGGAACGCUUGGUUUAAUUUUGUCAUUCAUGGGUACCAUCUAGGCGGACCCAUUGUCAAACAAAACUUUUCUUCCUUAUUAACUAUUGCCUAUAACUCACCACCUCUAGCUUCUGAAUUCCCUGCUAAUAACAAGGAGCUUUCAUUGGAGAUGAAUACAAUUUUGCGUAGGGGUUCCUCUAAUGAAAAUAUCAAACAACAAAAACAACAGAUAACUGAAUAUUUCAAUACGAAUAUCGUUCAGUACAGGACAACUUCAUCGUCUAAAAUCAUGUUCUUAGCUGCCGCUGCUCUUUUAGAAACAAUAAGAUGCGAGGCAGGUGAUUGCUCGAAGACUCUAUUGUAUUUCUCAGAUCCCUCCAUUCUCUCCGGUUCAAUUGAAAAAUGUAUAGCAGUCUUAUCGGUUUCCAUGAUUAGAAAAUAUGCUAGGUUGAUUCAAAAGGGUAACGAUGCCAUAUUCAACUCCAAAAUGAUUGCUCAACAACUUAACAACUUGCUACUCUGUCUUUGUCAUAGGGAACCGACCUUGCAGGAUGCCGCUUUUCAUGCUUGCGAAAUAUUUAUCAGAUCCAUUCCAUCGUCGUUAUGUCAUCAUUUGUCUCUAUACACUUUGUUGGAUAUGCUAACAGCCCUAUUUGACAGUAUCUUAGACUCAGAGGCACAUAAAUUUGAGCCACGGUAUGAAUUUAAGUUGAAACAUUCUCAGACAACGAUAUUGGUUCCAAGUUCAUCGUCCUGGCGUACUGCGACAUUAUCGAGAUUGCAUAAGUCGGCUAAGGAAUGGGUAAGAAUAGUACUGAAUAGAAGCAACCAGGAUACUAAGAUUUUGUUGCAAUCAUACAUAUCAGACCUCGGUGAGUACAGUAGAUUGAAUUCUGUUGAAUUUGGUGUCUCAUUUGCCAUGGAUAUGGCUGGUUUGAUUCUGCCUGCAGAUAAGGAACUAUCAAGACUUACUUACUAUGGCCCAGAGAAACCAAAUACAAUAUCUGGAUUUAUAUCUUUACACUCUUGGAGGUCAAAAUAUCUUUUCGAUACUGCUAUAACAUCAUCACCAGAGGAUAUCAAAAGGCAAAUUGGUAUUUCCACUCAAAACAUAAGAAAAAACUUAACUUUAGGGAAUAAAAUUAUAACUAAAGACGUAACUGAUUUUCUUGAUAUGGCCACUGCUUUGUUGAUUCUUGGCAAUGGUGCUCCAGCGUCAUUAAUAUAUGAUAUUGUACAUAUCCCAUUCGAAGUCUUCACCUCUGCGUCUUUAAAGAUUGCUACAAACGUAUGGUUAACAAUCAUAACUGAGAAGCCCGAAGUUGCGCAUCUACUUUUAGUUGAGGUAUGUUAUUGUUGGAUGCGCUCCAUUGAUGAUAAUAUUGGUCUUUAUUCUCGCGAUCAUGACAUAAAGGGUGAAGAAUAUCAAAAAAUGGAAUAUUCUCCUUACGACAAAGCUGGCAUCAACAGAGAUGCAAAAAAUGCAUCUCAAGCUAUGCAACCGCAUCUUCAUGUCAUCAAAUUUUUUGCUUCCCAUUUCGAAGGAACGUUAUUUCAAAGUGACUCUUUACUAAAAAUUUUCACGAAAUGCGUGCUCUACGGUAUCAAAAAUUUGUAUAAGGCUUCACUACAUCCGUUCGCAAGAAUGAUUCGUCACGAAUUAUUGUUGUUCGCAACGCUCGUACUAAACGCAAGUUAUAAACAAGGAUCCAAGUAUAUGGGCCGUUUGUCCCAAGAAAUUACAAACGGCGCCCUAAGUUGGUUUAAAAGACCAGUGGCUUGGCCAUUUGGUUCAAAUGAGCUGAAAAUCAAAGCAGAUUUAUCCGUUACUAGGGAUCUUUUCCUUCAGCUGAACAAAUUAAGCUCGCUAAUGUCACGCCAUUGUGGGAAAGAUUACAAGAUUUUAAACUAUUUCUUGGCAAGCGAAAUCCAACAAAUCCAAACAUGGCUUACUCCUACUGAGAAGAUUGAAGGAGCCGACAGCAACGAGCUUACAGGCGAUAUCGUUGAAGCUACCUUUGCAAAAGAUCCGAUAUUGGCAAUAAAUCUUUUGCAACGAUGUUAUAGCAAAAAAGGAGAGGAUGUCCUAGUGGGUUUAGUUGCAAAACAUGCUUUAAUGUGUGUGGGAUCCCCAAAUGCCCUUGACUUAUUCAUAAAAGGAAGCCACUUAAGCAGUAAGAAAGACAUACACGCAACCUUAUAUUGGACACCAGUAAGCCCGUUAAAAUCUAUCAAUCUUUUCCUUCCCGAGUGGCAAGGUAAUUCUUUUAUUUUACAAUUCAGCAUUUAUUCUUUAGAAUCGCAGGAUGUAAAUUUGUCAUUCUUCUAUGUUCCUCAAAUUGUACAAUGUUUGAGGUACGACAAAACCGGAUAUGUCGAGAGAUUAAUUUUGGAUACUGCAAAAAUUAGUGUGUUAUUUUCUCAUCAAAUAAUUUGGAAUAUGCUUGCGAACUGUUACAAGGAUGAUGAAGGCAUACAAGAAGAUGAAAUCAAACCAACUCUAGAUCGUAUUAGGGAGCGUAUGGUUUCAAGUUUCAGCCAAACUCAUCGCGACUUCUACGAACGUGAAUUUGAAUUUUUCGAUGAAGUAACUGGCAUAUCUGGUAAACUUAAACCAUAUAUCAAGAAAAGUAAGGCCGAAAAGAAACAUAAGAUUGAUGAGGAAAUGAGCAAAAUUGAGGUAAAACCUGACGUUUAUUUACCCUCUAAUCCUGAUGGUGUAGUUAUUGAUAUUGAUCGGAAGAGUGGUAAGCCACUUCAAUCUCACGCAAAGGCUCCUUUUAUGGCGACCUUUAAAAUAAAGAAGGAGGUACAAGAUCCUUUGACCGGGAAAAGCAGGGAAGUUGAAAAAUGGCAAGCAGCUAUCUUCAAGGUCGGUGAUGACUGCAGACAAGAUGUUCUGGCGCUGCAACUGAUCUCUCUGUUUAGAACCAUAUGGUCCAGUAUUGGCUUGGAUGUCUACGUUUUUCCUUACAGAGUCACUGCAACGGCGCCCGGUUGUGGUGUCAUCGAUGUGUUACCCAACUCGGUAUCCCGAGAUAUGUUAGGACGUGAAGCUGUUAAUGGAUUAUACGAAUAUUUCACAAGUAAAUUUGGUAAUGAAUCUACUAUUGAAUUUCAAAACGCUCGAAACAACUUUGUCAAAUCCUUAGCGGGGUAUAGCGUAAUUUCGUAUUUGCUUCAAUUCAAGGAUAGACAUAAUGGGAACAUUAUGUAUGAUGAUCAGGGACACUGUCUACACAUCGAUUUUGGGUUUAUUUUUGAUAUUGUCCCAGGUGGCAUCAAGUUUGAAGCAGUACCAUUCAAGCUGACCAAGGAAAUGGUUAAAGUGAUGGGAGGUUCACCUCAAACUCCAGCAUACCUGGAUUUUGAAGAACUUUGUAUCAAAGCAUAUCUAGCCGCUCGUCCGCACGUGGAAGCCAUCAUCGAAUGUGUUAGCCCUAUGCUGGGAAGCGGUCUUCCUUGCUUUAAGGGCCACAAGACCAUUAAAAACCUAAGAGCAAGAUUUCAACCCCAAAAAACUGACCAUGAAGCUGCGCUAUAUAUGAAGGCACUAAUUCGUAAGAGUUACGAAAGUAUUUUCACUAAGGGUUAUGACGAAUUCCAAAGACUCACCAAUGGCAUUCCAUACUGA
Molecule: messenger RNA, 5703 nt
Organism: Saccharomyces paradoxus
Lineage: Eukaryota; Fungi; Ascomycota; Saccharomycetes; Saccharomycetales; Saccharomycetaceae
Gene: STT4
Product: 1-phosphatidylinositol 4-kinase STT4
Exons: 1
Coding region: 1-5703 (1900 amino acids)
Biological process (GO): phosphatidylinositol-mediated signaling; phosphatidylinositol phosphate biosynthetic process
Cellular component (GO): cytoplasm; plasma membrane
Molecular function (GO): 1-phosphatidylinositol 4-kinase activity
Source: RefSeq, a predicted model, not a curated record